CAGCUGUCAAAAAAACGAGAUGCAUUUUAAAAUAAAGUACCCUCUCGGGUACCCCAGUAUAAAUCUACUUUCAACUUUGGAAUUCCUCGUAACACUACAAAGACGGAUAGUCCGGGUGUAAAGAAAAAAGCAAUAUUACAAAAUAGACGAAUCUUACGGAUUGAACGGCGGAAAUGGCAACUGCGCAAGCUCAAGAACCAAUUUGGCAAUGUGAUAAAUCACUGGUCGAGUGUCUGAAUCAUCUAUUCGCAUCCGGUAUAGCAUGUGAAGUCACAUUCCUGGUUGGAGAAGACAAAUACAGGAUUUCGGCCCAUACAAACUAUUCUGAUCAGCAGAAGUCCUGUAUUUUACACCAUGUUUGAGGGAAAUCUCGCCGAAAAGGGGCGAAAUAGCAAUUCCGGAUAUUGAACAAGAGGUGUUCACAAUGUUUUUGAGGUAUCUGUAUACAGACACAAUAGAACUGACCGUCAAAACUUCAACCUCUAUCCUGUCAGCUGCGAGGAAAUACAUGGUUGACCGUCUUGUCAAAAAGUGUGAAACUUUUCUAAAGAGUUCUCUUACGGCUGAAAAUGUAUGUCUUCUAUUAGAACAAGCCCAUAUCUACACAGAAGAAAGCCUGAAGGAAGACUAUCGACGCGUCAUCGCAAGGUCUUCGAAAGAAGCGCUGAAGUCCAACAGUUUCGUCGACCUGUGUGGCGUCUGUGUGAAGAGUAUCACAGAGUCGGACGAAUUAGCGGUGGAGGAGAGCGUGGUGUACGAGGCGGUGAUGAGUUGGUCUGAGGGGGAGUGUGGACGUCAGGGCCUGGAGGUGACGGAUACAAAUAGACGGGAGGUACUAGGGGACAUAAUCUACACAGUCAGGUUCCCCAUCAUAGACGCCAAGUAUUUAUCACAGCAUGUCAUUAAGAGAGAUGUUCUGACGGCAGAACAGUUACUGAGCAUCCUAAGAUUUCAGCAGGACAACAAAACAUAUCCCUGCACAGAAUUUACCGUGAACCAACGAGCACUUAGAAAACCAGUAACACUUGUAAAAGAAUGCAUAAGCAGAUUUAAGGGUACGGCGCGCAAUAAACGGAGUGUAAUGCUUGUUGCUGAUAGCGAAUCGAUAUCGUUUGUCUCCACCGUUGACAUUUCGCUGCAUGGACUGCAGCUUUACGGUUCGAAAAAGGGAGAACUUAAUAUUCUUAUAGGAGUCUACAAUCAGGCUGGUGACACUCUAUACGAGAAAACACACAUGUUGCCGAAUAAGGAAGAGGUUACUAUAGAAUUCCAGCACAUCAUCAAAAUAACACCAGGACAAACAUAUACUGUCGUCAUACACGGAGGGGUGCACACAAAGGUGUAUGGAACGCAGGGAUGUAGCACGGUGAAAUGCCGUGAUGGAGAAAUCCGAUUCAUGUCAA
Messenger RNA from Mizuhopecten yessoensis (Yesso scallop), 1403 nucleotides. RefSeq names its product BTB/POZ domain-containing protein 6-like. The record is from RefSeq and is a predicted model, not a curated record. The transcript is spliced from 3 exons. Gene Ontology annotation, biological process: neurogenesis. Gene Ontology annotation, molecular function: protein binding. NCBI's taxonomy places the organism in Eukaryota, Metazoa, Mollusca, Bivalvia, Pectinida, Pectinidae. The annotation marks the transcript as partial. Gene Ontology annotation, cellular component: cytosol.